CGGGUGCAGAGAGCCCAAAGGAGGAAGUUGUAAAACCCUUCCAACCUCGAAUUUUCGAAAGUUCAGGGUCCCGUUUUCGUCCAAACUAGAUUUCUUUUCAAAAUAGCGUGGUUUAAAUGUUUGAUGGCCUGUAGGAACAGAUCCAAGGUUCCCCUUUCUCUGAUGAUAUGCACUCAGAGGGCCCCCAAGGCAAACCCCAGCGUUCACUUUCAAUCAAUACAACACAACUCGGCGAUCGCCACUCCGCUGGCAAUACCAGCAGGCCCAUCUCACAGUAGGAUCUUGCAGUUGGAUCUUGACAGAUCUCGCAUGGGUCGUAGGACGAUCCGAAAAGCAACUUGACGAUGCCAGCAAUCUUCAGAUUGGCGAGCGAUACCUCGUUGACAGCCACUCCCGUAGACACUUCGACAAAUGCACCAUCUAUUCUGGCAAUCAAUGGCUUUUUCUGUGCUUUUACUGUGAUUGUGGUUCUGGCGCGGAUAUAUGUUCGUGCAAUUAUGCUAAAAACAUUUGGAACGGAUGAUUAUUUAAUAACGGCGGCGACGAUAUGUGGGGUUGGAGUUUUAAUAUGCUUCAUCGGCGAAACACAACACGGGGUAGGAAUGCACACCGCUUCUAUCACUGCGGGUGAGUUUGUGAAGAUGCUACAUUGGCAAUUCUUUCACAGCUUGACCGUCACCCUGGGGAUCUCACUCAUCAAAAUUUCCGUGGCAUUCUUCCUGUUGCGUCUGGUACCCGGGAAAGCUUAUAAGUGGUUCUUACAUGGCAUGAUUAUCUUUUUGGUAGCGUUCACACUUUCUAGCGAAGGAACGAUCCUUUUCUCCUGUGUGCCCAUAAGGGCUUCGUGGGAUCGCGCCAGCGAACCAAACGCAAAAUGUUUUGACAUCCACCUUUUCACUGCAAUCGGGAUGUUCAAUUCAAUCAUCAACAUUAUCACUGACGUCCUCUUUGCAUCCCUUCCAAUCAGUGUGAUCUGGAACCUACAAGUCAAUCUCCGGACAAAGUUCUCAUUACUGGCAAUUCUUAGCUUAGGAUAUUUUGCCUGCGCUGCUUCCAUUGUGAAGACGGUCCUCCAAGCCCACGUCCUCUCAAAUCCAGACUCAACUCGUAGUGACAGCUAUUUUGUAUGGAACAGUAUCGAACUCUACAUCGGCAUCCUUGCCGCUUCGCUCCCCUCCCUCCGACCUCUUUUCCGCAGCAUCCUCGAAAAUACACGGAGUCUCGUCACCCGUCGGGCAGGCAUGAAUUCUUCUGGCCAGGUGGGAACGGCAAGACAUAAGUAUUAUGUCCAAGAAGAGGGGAUUGGAAUGCAUAGUCUGCCGACGGGAGACAAGAGUGGAAAUUAUGAUGUGAGAGUUACGACCAAGAGUCAGAUGGGAAGCGGAGCACAAAGUGAGGAGGAUUUUGGUGCCAGUAAAGUGGAUGGUGAUGGGGAUUCGUUGGAGAAUAUUUUGCCGUUGCAAGGGAGUAGGGGGAUUACGAAGACCGUGAAUGUUUCUGUCACUUGAGUGGAGGGGCUAUUUCUGUAUGAAGUCAUGGGUGGCUGCGCUUGCCAUUCUUGUUUGACAGCUGUGCGCGUUGUUAUAUGAUGCUGAUGAGCGCUUAAGAUACCAAUGAAUUCACGUUGUAUUUCCUAUAUGUUAUUAUUGGUUCCUCAAUCUGAAGUCAAAUGAUCCCGU
Molecule: messenger RNA, 1679 nt
Organism: Hyaloscypha bicolor E
Lineage: Eukaryota; Fungi; Ascomycota; Leotiomycetes; Helotiales; Hyaloscyphaceae
Exons: 5
Coding region: 345-1508 (387 amino acids)
Source: RefSeq, a predicted model, not a curated record